AAUGGCGUCCUCGAAACAAAAAUGUGAUUUUAAACAAAAUCCCGAAUAAUUCAAAAUUGUUUUGCCAAGGGAAAUAGAUGAAACUUCUUUUAAAGUAUUUUAAGCAAUUAUAAGCAUGCAUAGUUUAAAAUUGCAUUAUAUGACAAUAUAAAUGCUUUUGCAGAUGUUAAAAUUUGAAGAGAAAAAGACUUUUUUUUAUUGUUUUGGAAUAUAUUAUAUGCCAUAUGCUGCAAUUUCAUGCGUAACAGAUCAUGAAAACUGCCAAAUCACCCAAAACUAGUGGAGAUUAAUAUGAGAUCAAAUGGUCAUAUUUCAUUUACAAGAUUUGUACAUGUACAUAGGUGAUGAGUAUCUUUAUUUAGUGAAAUGAUUCUGAAAUAGAGUUCAAUAGGAGUGUACAGGAAAUAUUUUCAAUGUCACGGCAAGUUUUACCACCAGCAGGCCACCCCACUGGGUCGGCACCCCAGCAAACAGCAGAGGUAUUAGAAAAUCGACUCACUGCCGCUGAGGAUGAAACUAAUAUUUUACUUGAACAAUUAAAUGGACUUGGAUUUAGCAAAACUUCAGCAGAUAUCAAUUCAUCAAAUAUGAAAGUUCCUGUUUCCCCAUACAAAGUCAGGAUGGCAAGUAAUGAUGUUCUUAAAGACAAUUAUGAAGCACUUGUAUCCAGGGUGUGUAAAAUGGAAAGUACAGUGCAGACUAUGAAGUUAAACUUGCUUAACAUUCAGGGUGAAAAUCAUUUGAAAGGGAAGUCAAAUGAUGAAUUUGAAUAUAGAAUGAAUGUGUUGAAACAAACUUACGAACAGACUAUUUCAAAAUACAAGAGAGAGAUGGAGCAAAUGAAGGAAGAUUUAUUACAGGAAAAUGAGGAGAAAAAUAAAUUAAAAAGCAAUAUUAAAGAUUUAAAGUCUGCUUUAGAAGAUUCUUCAACAACGAGGGCGGAAGCAACUGUAACAGCAGAUGAAUUGUCUUUAACCAAACAGAAAAUGCAGAGAAGGAUAAAUGAAUUGAAAGAAGAGUGUGACAGAGAAAAGAGCCUUAGGAAAAGUUUAGAGGAGUCACACAAUACCUUAAUGGAACGAGUUCGAGAUAUGGAGGCUCUAGUUGAGUCCGAGAGAAAGGAGGUUAAAUCUUUGUCCAUGGACUGCCAAAGUUUACGUAACGAUGCGUUAAAUGUGAGGGAGGAACUAAAACUGACCCAGGCUCAAAGAGAUUCUAUAGAAAGAGAUUAUAAUGAAGCUUAUGAAGAAAUGGAGAGAAUGAAAAGAAAUUUUGAGACAAUGGAUUCUGAUCGACAAGUUUUAAUGAAAGAACUGGAUAGAUUACGCAAACAGUACGAUGACCUCAUUAAGCAACUAGAACAAACUCAAGUUAUCGUAGAUCAGCAGAAGACAACUAACAAAGACUUAAAGGAGCAGAAUGAACAUCUAACCAAGCUUACGACGUGUGUUCAGAGUGAAACGGAACAUAUUAAAUCAUUACAUAAAAAAGAACUGGAGGCAGAGAGAAGCAGAGUUGCAGAGAAAGAAAGAAUUGAAGAAGAGGCAUUGCAAUAUAAGAUCAAAACAAAGGAACUAACAGCUGAACGGGAAUCCUUGGAAAAAAGAUUACGUCAUGUCGAACAAGAGUAUACAGGUCUAAAUAAAAAGUUUGUUGCCAAGGACGACGAGUAUUGUCAAGCUGCUUCAGGACUAGAAAAAGAGCUGAAUUCACUCAGACAUCAGCUACAGGUCGUAAAGAAAGAGAAAGAGAGGGCUGUCAAAGAUAAAGAUCACUUACUAGAUGAGGUGAACCAGACUGUAGAUUCCAUGAUAGAAGAACGGUCAAAACUUCAGGGUGAAGCACAACAACUUAAAAUAGAACUAGACUCACAGAAAAAACUUAGGAAAUCUCUGGAACAUGAAAAUGCUACUCUCAUGGAAAGGGUAUCAGGGUUUGAAGGGCAACAGGAAACACAGAGUAAAGUAGAGAAAACAAUGAUGGAAAUGAUGGAACAGAAGAACAAAUUAGCAUAUGAAAACGGGAGUUUACAGACACAGGUCACGCAUCUUACAGCAGAGGUGGAUAAACUUAAAAAUGCUCAGAAUGAUGCUACAAAAUUAAAACAUAUUAAUGAAGGUCUACAGAACAGAUAUGAUAAGACACAAAAAGAGAUGAGUGAUUUAAAAAUAAAGACUCAGCGACUUGAUAGUCAGUUACGACAGAAACAUGGAAGUUAUGAGACCAAAGAAAAGGAUUAUAACGAGUUACAGAAACAGAGAGACGAGGCUGUGAAGGAAAGAGAUACGUUAAUACUACAGAUACAAGAUAUGGAGGAUAAGGAUCAGUCCAAGGAAUAUGUAAUGGAAUGGCUUGAUAUGUCCAAAAUUAAUGGUUUGCAAAGAAAUCUGGAAGACGCUAAAGCUGUGAACAAAGAAAUAGCAUCGACACUAGAAGCUGUGAUGUCAUCACAUUCACAUUUACAAACUGUUGUUGAAGAACUACAGACAGAGCUUGGUAAAAAAGAUUCCACGAUUACAGCCAUUAAAAAUCAGAAAUCCUCUGCUCAACAGGAAUGGAAAUUUGAAAUGAAGCAGUUUGAGGAGAGAAUGGAAAAUUUAAGGGGAGAACUGAAAAAAGAACGGGAUAAAUCAUUGAAGAAAAAUAGUCGUGAUAUUGCUGAGGUGCGGAAACAAAAUGAUAAUUUAUCGACACGUAAUAUGGAACUAGUGAAAGCUAACACAGAACUACGACAUAAGAUGACAGAGUAUGAGAGUCAGACUAAGGACCUAAAAGAUAAAAUCAGGGACCAGAAAAAGAGGGUAGAAUAUCUACACAAAUCAAAGAAAGAUUUAGAAGAAAAUUCUGAAAAAGUCAGGGAAUUAAAAUCUGAAAUAGAAGACUUAGAAAACCUUAGAGACGAAUAUGUUAAAAGAAAUACUGACCAGGGUGAAAUGAUAAACACUUUUAUGAACCAGAUUGCCUCUCUUCAGGUGGAGCUUAAACAACUGGCACAAAAUCAGGCAGAGACCAAUUUAUUGAUUCAACAAAGAGAGGUGGAACUUGAGAAAGAACGAACAGUGUCUCAUGAAAAUAAACGAAAAUAUGAACAUACAGUGAAACAGAAAGACGAUAUUGACAGAAUGAGAAGAGAGACAGAAAAUAGGUUAAAGGAAGCUCAGGAUGAAUCGUCAGAGAUCUCUGUCCAUUUACAAGAUGCCCACGACUGGUUUAGAAACAAGUUUGAAAAACUACAGAAUGAGUUAGUCACUUCUAAAAGAAAGCAGGAAGAUUUAGUACAAGAUACAGAGGAACAGAAAAGAAAAGCAGACGAAGAGAAAUUAAAGGCUCAUGCUGCUGUGGAAAAGGCUAAAGCAAUGAUCAGGGAGGUUGACAAAAGGAGAAAAAAUAUGAAUAGCCGAGAGAGUAUAAGUCGUCUUGCUGACUAUGCAAACGUUGCUGACAAUGAGACCAAACACCAGCUCCAGAAACUACAACAACAAUUACAAAGAGAGAAAGACCAUAAUAAAUAUCUAGAGAUGAAACAUGGUGCCUAUAAAGAAGCAAGUGUUCGACAAAUGGAAUGUUUACUCAAAGAAUUUAAUCAGUGAUAUUCAGACUGCAUGACUGCUAACAUAGUGCUUUAAUACUAUUGGUUGAAAAUCAGGUUAAUUGGACUUUGACCUUGUGACCUCAGUAAAGAAUUGUGUACCAUAUUAUCAUAACAGAUAUUUACAUAAUGGAAACUUUAAGGAUUUGUUUUAUUUUGAGAAUCAAAUGAAUGAAUCAGACUUUUUUUUACUGCAAUCAUUUGUUUUUUCAAGGGAGGGUGUUUCAGAAUUUUAUUGAAUGUUUAUAGUAAAAAUGAAUGAGUUUGGGUAUAUAAAACUGCUGCCAUAAGAUACACCUGCCAGACAAUUAUGAUAUUGAUCAUUUUAAAUUUAUCAUAAAAAAGAGUGUAAAAAAUUCACAAAAAUGUGUGUGCCUGUGUAUUGACAUGAUAUCCUGUAUAUUAUACAGUUCACCUGACCCCACUUAAAGAUUUCUAAGGUUCUGACUGGACAGUGAAGUCCAAGCUAUUAGAGAUAUCUGACCUCUUAGAUGUCCCUGUGUUAUUUCAUAAAUUAUAUAACAUCGACUUGGGUAAUGAAUUUAUAAACUCAGAAAUUGAACUUUGAUUUAUUUAUUGUAUGAAAUUUAACAGAGUGCAAGAUUAGUACGUCAAUUCAACAGAUCUUCACCAGCUAUGAUAUAAAUUAAGGCAACCUAAUCUAAGACUAACUUAUUUAGAUUUAAUUAACUCUUAAAACAACAGUUGAAAACCUGAUCACAAACUGUUUAUGGCUUGUUGUGCUUUAUUAUUGUAUUUGUUGAACAAUGGACAAACAACAGGAUUAUUAUAAUCAUUUCAGGAAAUGCUGCAUACACAAAAAUGCUAUCAAAAUUAAAAUGCAAGUUUUAUAUUUUUGGCAAAACCUUUCUUCAUCACAUUUUUGGCAAUAAUAAGAACCUCACAUAAAUUUUUGAUUUAUAGUAAUCCUUAUAAGCAAUUUGUUUUUAAGUUUAGGAAGUUAGCAUGCAAUUAAAUGCCAGCGACUCUUUUCACAAAAUAUCUUACGAUUAAAAUUGAUCGUAAGUUAUACUGAAAUGUGUUUGACUUACGAGUAUUUUUACUCUUAAGAUAUUUUGUGAAAAGAGCCGCAGAAUGUUUUUUAGUCCCCUACCGACGAAGUCGAACGGGAAUUUAGGUUUGCACUUCGUCCAUCUGUCUGUCUGUCUGUCCGUCUGUCUGUCCUUCUGUCAGUCCGACAAAUCAGUUUUCCACACUUUUUUUCUUCAUGCUUGAAGAUAUUGAAUUGAUAUUUGGUAUAUUGUUUAAUCAUGACAAGUUUCAGAUCAAGUUUGAAUUUUGUUCCGGUCUGAAAAUUUUGUGCAGAGUUAUGGUCCUUGGACUUGGAAAAUUCACUGAAAUAUUCAGUUUUCCGCACUUUUUUUCGUCAUUCUUGAAGAUAUUGAUUUAAUAAUUGAUACAUUGUUUUAUCAUGACAAGUUACAGAUCAAGUUCGAAUUUUGUUCCGGUCUGAUGAGUUUUCUGCACUUUUUUUCGUCAUGCUUGAAGAUAUUGAUUUGAUAAUUGGUAUAUAGUUUUAUCAUGACAAGUUACAGACCAAAUUUGAAUUUUGUUUCGGUUUGAUGAUUUUUUGCAGAGUUAUGGUCCUUGGACUUAGAAAAUUCACUUAAAUUAUCAGUUUUCCGCACUUUUUUUCGUCAUGCUUGAAGAUAUUGACUUGAUAUUUGUUAUAUAGUUUACACCAUGACAAGUUAUAGAUCAAGUUAGCAUUUUGUUCCAGUACAAUUAAUUUUUAACCGGUAGGGGACUGUGUAUUGUCAUGCAAUACUCUCAGAAUGCUUGUUUAAUUUUCACAUUCCAGAGAAUGUGUACAUAGAUAUAAGAAGAUGUGGUAUGAGUGCCAAUGAGACAACUCUCCAUCCAAGUCACAAUUUGUAAAAGUAAACCAUUAUAGGUCAUACAUACAUUUAACAUUCAUCAAAUGUACUUUUUUAUGCUGGUAUUGGUUGUUAUUUUAUCAUCAAUAAUAUAUGGAUUACUGGUUGAUGAUUAAAUUGUUGAAGGGUUUAACUUUGAAAUGAAUCAUGACAGAUUUAAAAUCAAACAUUAUUUGUAGUCUGUUACUAAAUGGUUGUGCGAGUUACAAUGUACUAUGUAUGCUUGAAGUGUACAAUUUUGAAUAAAAUGAAAUUACAAGAAGCAUGAUAUGGAAAGAUUUUUUCAUUUUAGAUUGGAAGACCACAUAUAUCUCUCAAAUCAAAAUAUUUUUCAAGUUUUAUAUGUGUGCUUUUUAUGCAUCAGUUCUACUUUCCCUUUUUUGGAAAUUAUUAAUUACUUGGUAUGAUAAAUGCCUGUCUGUUUACUUAAUUCUAAACCUAGAAAAACAAAUCAUUUGGUAAUUUUAAUGCACAACAUUGAAAACCUGAUUUGAUAAAUUUACUUUGUAACAAACCUAAUCUAAUUUCUGAUCCAAAUUUAACUGAAAUACUUUUAGAAGCCAGCCGUAAGGAAAUCAGAGAUGUUGAUCUACCAGAAGAUCAUUUUAAUUUCACAAAUAUUACCGGUACUAAGUUUAUUAUACUUAAAAUUUGAAGUAGGAUACUAAUAUAGACCUUACAAGCCAGUAUUUAUUUAGUUACUAUUUUAUUAGAACGAAAUAUGCAUUAGAUUGCAAUAUGUGUGUAUUUUGUGUGUCAAAUAUUGGAUAUAUGUCAUGGUAGUGAAUACUUAUAUCUGUGAUAAAAUUCCUCAAUAUACAAAACUUGGACUGCAAUUUUCAAAUUAGCAAAAAUUUAAAGGCUUAUCCAAAAUUCAGGGGAGAUAAUAAUUAACAUGUUUUCCCAAAUCAUUUAUUAAAAAUGUUUUGAAAUGAUGAAUGAUUCUAAAAUAUUAAUCCUUAUUAUAUGAACGAAACAUAAAUGUACUGCAUCAUUAACAAUUCUGACCUUUGAUUGAACAUUUGGAUGUCAUUUUAUCCUUAAAUCCUUUUUUAGAUAAAAUGAAUAUAUUGCAGUCUUCGUUUUGACUAUUGAUCAUUUCUGUGCUAAAGUUGUGUUCACCUUUAUACAAAUGCAUUUUUAUAUGUCAGAAUAGUUAUUUUUUUAUAUUUUUGUGUACUAGCAUUUAAGGUGAAUUAAACAUGAUAUAAAAUGUA
Molecule: messenger RNA, 6704 nt
Organism: Mytilus californianus (California mussel)
Lineage: Eukaryota; Metazoa; Mollusca; Bivalvia; Mytilida; Mytilidae
Product: coiled-coil domain-containing protein 150-like
Exons: 22
Coding region: 414-3590 (1058 amino acids)
Source: RefSeq, a predicted model, not a curated record